GCAUGUCGGCUGCCGCCUCCUUCAACGGUCAUCUUCGCACGCUCUGAUCCUAUGCCUUCGACAUGCAGCACUCCUUCGAUCUCCACCGUCCAUUUCAAACGACAGUUAUCUUCUUCACCUACCCUCCCUCAAAAAACCAACCAAUUACGCGCCACGAAUCCCAAUCGAUCUCUACCAUUGAGUACACUCAGAGACUCGACACUGCAUUCCGAGUCGACUCGCUUCUACUCCCAUGCCGUCAAAUUCUCAUACAAAAUGGGUCUCCUUGAGGAAGGGAAACAACUACAUUUGCACAUAAUAAAGUUGGGAUUGAAUAACGUACUUUCUUUGCAAAACCAAAUGCUAAAUUUGUACGUCAAAUCGAAGCAUUUUUCCGACGCAGAGAAGUUGUUCGAUGAAAUGCGUGUUAGAAACUUGGUGACGUGGAACACAAUGAUUUGUAAGUGUAGUCUUAAUCUGGGUUUUUCUUAUUUUAAGAAAAUGUUGAUAAACAACGUAGGUUUUGAUCAUAUAACUUUGAGCGGUUUGCUUCGUGCUUCCAUUGAGCUAAAUGACAUCGUUUUUGGUAGAGGAUUACAUUGUUUUAUCGUGAAAUCGGGGAUCUUAUUUGAUUGUUUUGUGGGCAGUGCUCUUGUUGAUUUAUAUGGGAAAUGUGGCCUAGUUGAAGAAGCCAGACGGGUUUUCGAUCAAGUGCUUUAUAGAGAUUUGGUGUUGUGGAAUGUCAUGGUUUCUUGUUAUGCUUCAAAUGCUUUAACAGAAGAGGCUUUUGAGGUUUUUGAUAUGAUGAAGAAGGAAGGUGUUAAAGGGGAUGGUUAUACGUUUUGUUCUUUGCUUAAUUCAUGCGGGAGUUGGGGGUUAUAUGAAUUCGGGAGUCAGGUUCAUGGUCUUAUUGUUAAACUUUGUUUUAAUUUAGAUGUUCCUGUGGCGAGUGCACUUGUUGAUAUGUAUGUAAAGAGUGGAAACUUCGAUGAUGCUCAGAAGGCUUUCGAUGGGAUGACUGCUAGAAAUGUUGUGUCUUGGAAUACUAUGAUUGUAGGUUAUGGGAAGCAUGGAGAUGUGGAAAAGGCUAUGGAACUUCUUAGAGAAAUGAAGCUUCAAAAUUUCAGUCCAGAUGAACUAACUUUGUCAAGCAUACUUAGCUCAUGUGGUAUUGUAUCCACCUCUAGUGAAAUGGGCCCAGUCCAUGCUUAUGUGGUUAAAAAUGGGUUUGAGUCCUUCUUAUCAGUUGCAAAUGCUUUAAUAAAUGCAUACUCCAAAUGUGGUAGCAUAGAUGCUGCAUUUCAAUGUUUUGUUUCAGUUGCAGAGCCUGAUCUAGUUACAUGGACAUCGAUUAUAGGUGCUUAUGCAUUCCAUGGUCUUUCAAAACAAAGUAUUAAAGUUUUUGAGAAAAUGUUAGCCACUAGUGUAAGGCCAGAUCAAAUUGCCUUUAUUGGGAUUCUUUCUGCCUGUAGCCACGGAGGGCUAGUGAGUGAGGGGCUUGAUUAUUUCAAUAUAAUGAUGAAUGACUAUCAAAUUAUUCCAGAUUCAGAGCACUAUACUUGUCUUGUUGAUCUUCUUGGUCGAGCUGGUCUUCUUGAUGAGGCUUUUAAUGUUUUAACAUCUAAUCCCAUUGCAUGUACACCGGACACUUUGGGAGCAUUCAUAGGGGCAUGUAAUAUCCAUGGCAACAUAAAGUUGGCCAAGUGGGCAGCAGAAAAGCUUGUUGUCUUGGAGCCCAAGAAACCUGUGAAUUAUACUCUUCUCUCUAACAUGUAUGCUUAUAAAGGGAGAUGGUUAGAUGCGGCAAGUGUGCGAAACAUGAUGAUGGACCACUGUGAUUACAAAAUUCCUGGUUGUAGCUGGAUGGAGAUUGCUGGUGGUGUUAAUGUGUUUGGCUCAAGUGAUAAAUCUCACCCUAAAACUUUAAACAUCUACACUAUAUUGGGAACAUUGCUUUGUCUAAUGAAGCAGGAAUGUAGCAUUCUGACUGCCAACGACACAUGCUUCAGCAACAUGGAUGAGCAUGCUCUUUAAAAUUCCUGGUCAAUCUGGUGUCCACUUCUGAGGAUGAGUGCCUGAAUAUGAGGUCUAGUGUGACAUGAAAAAUCAUUUUCUUAUCAUUUUGGGGGUAAGGAUUUGUGCACUCUAAAUGAAUCUGCAUGUUCCAUCAACUCAUUAGGUGCAAUGUGCAAUUAUCAUAAUAAUUAGUCAAUGACAAGCUAGAAUAAGUUCAUUGUCAAAUGUAUGCUGACUUUAUCAUCAUGACUAAAUUGUGUGGUUGUAAGACUGGUUUCAUCUUGCUAGGCCAAGUUGGGCUAGACGGGUCAAGCUUUAAACUGAAUUCUCUACACUAGACAACCAAAAAUAAAAAAAUCUCAACAUUUGCAGUUGCCAAGCCAAGAUUCCGCUGACUUAGCUGAAACGGGAUCUGAAAUGAUCUAUUUCUGAGUCAGCUGUGCUGAUUAUGAGUGCAAAUCUUACUUUCAUAUGAUUCUCGAAUUAUCUAUCUUGAAAUGCAUUUCAUAUGGCAUUUUUUUGGUCCAAUUGCUGAAUGAUUUUAUAAUGGAAUUGAAUGAAUACAUCUGCUUAAUUUUUGUAAAUGUUUUAUUAGUAAUAGCAAGUGUAAUACUAGUCUAUUUACUAUGUGCCCCCUAACACAGGUGCUGAUUGGAAGGUUUACUUAAAAGUCUGGCAACUUUCAACUAACUAGCGAACUGUGUCAAUCUUCUCUCCAACUCUACCACUAAUCAUUGGUUUAAACCCUGACAAUCUUCAUCCUAACUGCAGAACACAGUUGAUUGACUUCUAAUCUAAGGGGAAAUGCCAUAAUCAUUGGUAUGCAUAUGAAGCAUGUUGCUGCUUGCAAGUCGCUUUCCAUCUGGAAUGGCUGAAGGGCUAAAGGGCUUCAUGGUCUCCAGAGAAAUAGACUUUGACAUAGUUUCCUGAACAGAAGCAGAAUAUUUAUCAGCCAGGUCUUACAGUGACUGGUUAAUUCUAUUGAUAAAGGUAUGCUUACUAGUCAACAUGACAGCAACAUACAUUGGCAAAACAUGGAUUUGAUAUCUGGAUAUGCAAGUUCUAUAGCAUAAUGAGAAGGGUUGAGCAUAAGCAGAUCUCAAUCUUAAAUCUCUUGAGAUUGAAAAGAGCUUGAAAGAUUGGAGGCCGGUCCAGAAUUGUACAUUAUUAUUACCUUCUGGCCUAGAAGAUCAAGAUCUGUUUCGCUGAAGAUGCAUCCCCCAUUCUGGGUUUACGAAAACCAUUUAGACCCGCAAGCAGAUUAAAGCUCAAUGGUUGGUUGAGAAUGUUUAUUCCUGAUGUUGAUUGUGUCGUAUCAUGCUGCCUUAUAUCUGCAGACAUGAAGUGGAAGGUCUUCAAUCAAUGUUAAUGCGGUUUAAGUUGUGGGUGAGUUUAAGCUGGGAUGCCUGCCAACCUCCAUUGUUGUUCCGAGAUUGCUGUUUUCAAGUAGUAGUAGUUUGCAAGAAUCCCUGCUGAAACCUACCGUUAAUACUCAUCUGUAGUUCAACUUUUUGGUGGGAAAACUUGGUUUGAUUUUGACAUUUGACUUGAUCAUCCUUAACUUACAGCAAAGUCAAGAACUUGUUGGCCGUUUCCAUCGACUUACACUUGUCAAUUCACCGUUUACCCGUGGCUGUAUUGUCUUUGUCAUGUUUAAUUUGUAAAGUAAUGUAUUUGUUUAUAUAAAGAACCGUCUCUCGAGUAAUGCUUGACUUUGACUGUGGAAAAUACACUUCCACUGCCAGCGAUUUCUUUUUGCCCAAUAAUAAAUUUGGAAAG
Molecule: messenger RNA, 3774 nt
Organism: Theobroma cacao (cacao)
Lineage: Eukaryota; Viridiplantae; Streptophyta; Magnoliopsida; Malvales; Malvaceae
Source: RefSeq, a predicted model, not a curated record